AUGUUCAGUUCCCUUAUUCGCCAUAUAAGCUCAUUGAAGCAGCGCAUCCCACUGUUAAAACAGCUACAUAUCAACUUCAUAUUCUUACACUAUAUAUACAUUCUCUCCUGGGUGAUCAUUGGCGCUGUCCUUGUAUAUGGCGAGCGCAAUAUCUCCUUUACUGAUGCACUCUUCCAGGCGGCCGGUGCCGCCACUCAGAGCGGCUUGAAUACGGUCAAUAUGAACAGCCUCAAGCUUUACCAGCAGAUCGUGCUUUAUUUCAUUACUAUGUUUUGCACUCCUAUCUUCAUCCAUGGCGCUCUGGUUUUCAUCCGACUUUAUUGGUUCGAGAAGCGGUUUCAAAAUGUGGUCCGGGAUGCUCGCGCGUUGCGAACGACACGUUCGCGCAUGGACACCGUUACCGGGGACAAACAAAGCGAUGAAAUACAUCGUGCCGAGCUGGGAGUGGGUGGUCGGCCGAUUGUGGUGCUUCGAAAUAAUUCUGGUGAUGCGCGAGAUAGCCGACUGCCUUCUCCAUCCCCCUUUACACGAAACGAAGAAUCGCAUUCAGAGGGCGAAUCCCCUGGCGGGAAGCUCGAAAGUAGCCGAACCAGCUCGGAUGAUACGGAGCAAGGCCCUGAACGUCGCUUCGGACUUGGCAGUCUUCGCGUGCCUACCCAGCUGAACCCGGAAGACCAUAUUCGCUUUGUGGAAAACCAGCGGAAGAAUAAAGGUGCCCUGCGUAUUCCCAGUCCCCGCGAGUACGACCGUGGCGGAGUUCCCGAGGCCCUCGGAGACGAGGACAACGACGGUGAUAAAGACACAAUUCAGCCGAUGAGUCCUACGUUCCACAGGCGCAACAGUGCGUUUUCUGAGAACGAUCACAUCGGUCCCCUCGAAGGCCCACAUAUCACCAUCAACGAACCAGAUCAUUUCCCUCGGACUCGUACCCGCCAAAGCACUUUCCCUCGCAUAGAAACUCGACCAACCUUCCAAAGUGCCGCCACCAAAGAUGUAAAUGAUAAUGAAAAUGCCGGGAUAGAACCGCUUGCUACGGGGAACACAUUCCGCGGAAUCCUGCGCUCAAUGACGCAAGAAAGAUCAGCUCCCUCUCAGCCAUACCUGAGUUGGAACGCGACGGUAGCGCGUAACUCCAACUUCGUCGAUUUAACGGAAGAGCAGCGUGACGAAUUAGGCGGCAUUGAAUAUCGAGCCCUGAAGACCCUAGCAGUGGUCCUCAUCUCUUACUACGUCGGUUUUCACCUACUCGGCCUGGUAUGUAUGGUUGGUUGGAUUAUGGGUGAACCCCGAUGGGGAGACAUUGUCAGAGCAGAUGGUGUUGGUCGACCCUGGUGGGGAAUUUUCACUGCUGCCUCUGCCUUCAACGACCUGGGUUUUACUCUGACACCGGAUUCCAUGUACUCCUUCCAAUACGCUGUUUUUCCUCUCCUGCUCUUGAGUUUCCUGGUCAUUAUCGGUAACACGGCGUUCCCGUGCAUGCUUCGAUUUAUGAUUUGGACUCUAUCAAAACUCACGCGACAAGGCACUGCGCUCUGGGAAGAACUCAAGUUUCUUCUUGACCACCCGCGUCGAUGCUUUACCCUUCUCUUUCCUCGAAAUGCUACCUGGUGGCUAUUGGCCAUUCUGUUUGCAUUGAACGGUAUUGAUCUGAUCUUCUUCAUCAUUUUGGACUUGAACGACUCGACAGUAACAGCACUGCCGCCUGGCAUCCGAGUUCUUGCCGGCUUCUUCCAGGCCGCAUCGACUCGAACAGCCGGUUUCGGAGUCGUUAGCCUUUCUGACCUCCACCCUGCUAUUCAAGUCUCUUACCUAGUCAUGAUGUAUAUUUCCGUCUUCCCAAUCGCCAUUUCUGUGCGUCGCACAAAUGUGUACGAAGAGAAAAGUCUAGGCAUCUACGGUUUCGAAGACGAGCAAGAGGAAGACUCGAACCACCCGAGUUAUAUCAGCGCCCAUUUGCGCCGCCAGCUAAGUUUCGACCUGUGGUACGUCUUCCUCGGGCUAUUCAUCAUAUCAAUCGCCGAAGGAGGUCGCCUGCAGUCCACAGAUGACUACAACUUUCAAUUAUUCAACGUCCUUUUCGAGGUCGUAUCCGCAUAUGGUACUGUCGGUCUCUCGUUCGGCUAUCCCGGCAUCGACACCUCUUUCUCCGGCCAGUUCAACGUCGUUUCCAAACUUGUCAUCAUUGCCAUGCAGAUCCGUGGUCGCCACCGUGGUCUGCCCUACGCUCUAGACCGCGCCGUCCUCCUUCCGUCUGAUGCACUCAACCGCCGCGAGACAGCAGACAUGGAGCGCCGUAUACGCCGCCGUGCUUCGAACCUCAGCGGAAUAGAAACUGUCGGUCAUGCGCCAUCACGAACAGCCUCCCAGGCACGUACAGAUGCGAACGGUAUCUCUACUGGCAUGGAGACCCGUGAUUGGCAUUUCCAGCCUGCUACAAACGGAGAUUCUAUCGUCCAAAGGUCUGGAACCUUGCAUUCGGACCAUUGA
This is a messenger RNA of Penicillium taxi, 2487 nucleotides long. Its product is annotated as potassium ion transporter. Lineage: Eukaryota; Fungi; Ascomycota; Eurotiomycetes; Eurotiales; Aspergillaceae. Gene Ontology annotation, biological process: intracellular potassium ion homeostasis; potassium ion import across plasma membrane. The transcript has 2 exons. The record is from RefSeq and is a predicted model, not a curated record. Bases 1 to 2487 code for a protein of 828 amino acids. Gene Ontology annotation, molecular function: high-affinity potassium ion transmembrane transporter activity. Gene Ontology annotation, cellular component: plasma membrane.